Molecule: messenger RNA, 4096 nt
Organism: Lytechinus variegatus (green sea urchin)
Lineage: Eukaryota; Metazoa; Echinodermata; Echinoidea; Temnopleuroida; Toxopneustidae
Product: serine/threonine-protein kinase 40-like
Exons: 8
Coding region: 359-2404 (681 amino acids)
Biological process (GO): protein phosphorylation
Molecular function (GO): protein kinase activity; ATP binding
Source: RefSeq, a predicted model, not a curated record
GCACGGCACUCCAUAAUUGACUGGUGAUAACGUAAUGGGUGAGUCACAUAUCGGUGUAUGCGUAACAAACAACGGCAGAUUAUAAUGACGUAGUCGUAGAUUUCAGCUGAUGGAACAGAUAGACAUGUAAUAUUGGGUCAUAUUACACUGUUGCUACAUAUGCAUGCAAGUCCUGUCCAUGUGGUAAGAGAUUCAUUCCGAAAGGCCAUUGAUCUGUGAUGUUUCUUGUAAAGCAGUUAGUCCUGUUUUAGUUCUCUGCUGCACACUGAUUGUACAAUGGAAUCUAAAGGUACGAGCUUGUUUCUUGAAUGCAGUCGAAGGUGAUGAUACUUAGGUCUUUGCACAGUCUGGGUACAAGAUGAAGCGUACGUCAUCUGGGUCUGCUGCCCAUGAGCAGGAGGUAUCUUCCAAUCGAAGGAACGUUCCAACGAGACUGAGUCAGGCAGCUGAGAGUAUGGCUCACAGGAGACCUCCUCUGCUCCUCAAUACCUCACAGUCGUCGUCAUCAUCGUCGGACUCAGCCGACUCGCCUGUCAUUGACGGUACCCCUCCCAUCAAUCAAGAGAGGAAUGUUCCAGACUUCGAAUUUGAUAGGACUAGAAUGACAAGUGGUCCGGCAAUGCCAGGGUACCCUGGACCUCGUCACCGUCAGGGGACGAGUCGCACAAUGACUCCUAUGGACUUUGCUAGUAAUUUGAGGAAUGGUUCUUUGCAUCACAGCAGACAAGUGGCUUCUUCAUCUCAAGCUAGUCCUACUCCUAACCUCAGAAUACCUCACCUGGCAAACGUUCCUGUGACGAACCAACGUACCAUGCUUCAUGCCAGGCGUAUGAUGGAGCGUCGCACUUCACCACCGUCCAAUGACGACAACUCUUCACUCGCAUCUGCAGCCGAAGGGAUCAUUGCAGCCGAGGGGAUAAUGGCAGCUGAGUCAGCAGCAUUGACAUCGCUCCAAUUGCGGAUACCAGGAUUGCCUUCCUCAUCGGGAUAUCCAUCUCCUACCACAUUCAUCUCCUCAGAAACCUAUCCUUACCCCUACCACAACAUGACUACUUCAACCUUGUCUCCAUCCUCCUCCACCACCUCUUCAUUCCCUAGAGACCAGACCCAGUCCUCACAAACUGUUCCUUUGAGAAAUGGGCCAGGUUCCUCCAAGCAUACUGCAGGUACAUCUACUCUGAAGCGAGCUGGUCCUUAUUUGCUGGGGCCAAGGCUUGGCACAUCGCCUGUCCGAAGCAUUGUCCAAUGUUUAGCCAGGAAAGAUGGCAGUGAUGACUUUUAUUCUUUAAAGAUUCUGACUUUGUCUGAGAGUGGACGAGAGAAUCAAGAUGAAAGACAAGGGAAAAUGCUCCUACACACAGAAUACUCCUUGCUGUCUUUGCUAAGAGAUCAAGAAGGGGUUGUACACCAUCAUGGACUCUUUCAGGACCGUGCCUAUGAGAUCAGACCCGAUGCAUCCAGCAGUGGAAGAAAGACGUCUUACAAGAAGAGGUUGUGUCUUGUCUUGGACUGUCUGGUGUCACAUGACUUCAGCAGUCGGACGGUGGACCUUGUUAAUCUCCAGCAUCAUGUGAUUCAUGAGAAGAAGUUAAGUGAGAAGGAGGCCGUCUAUAUCUUUCAUGAUGUAGUCAGUAUCGUGGAGAGUCUACAUAAGAAAAACAUUGUUCAUCGUGAUUUGAAGUUGGGCAACAUGGUACUCAACUGCCACACACGCAAGAUAACUCUCACCAACUUCUGCCUUGGCAAACACCUCGUCAGUGAGCAUGACCUCCUCAAGGACCAACGAGGGAGCCCUGCUUAUAUCAGCCCAGAUGUAUUGAGUGGGAAACCAUACUUGGGUAAGCCAAGUGACAUGUGGGCACUGGGUGUUGUACUGUUCACCAUGCUGUAUGGUCAGUUUCCAUUCUAUGAUAGUGCCCCUCAGGAACUUUUCAGGAAGAUCAAGGCAGCAGAGUUCACCAUUCCUCAAGAUGGGCGUGUAUCUGAGAAUACAACAGGUCUUAUCAAGAGUUUGUUAGUCUUAGAUGCUUCUACCAGACUUACUGCAUCACAGGUCAUAGAGUCAGUCAAAACUACAUUGGCCAUGUGGAAAUCAAUGGCAAUGCAAGGUGAGCAACUUCAGGUGGUCCCUGACAUCGACCAUGGCGACAGCGAUUCACCGGUCACCAAGAAACCCUGCGAUUCUUCAGCGACGGCAGCGGCAUCCUCGUGCAGUAAGGCCAUCCCCGCUGAUUGGGAACUAAAGCUGCAUCAGAAGUCCCAGCCAUCUCCCGUCGUCACCAACUACAGGGCUCCAAGGUCUCCCCUCUCGGCCCAUCGCCAUCCUCCGGUAAGGCAGUUCAGUCACGAUGCCCAACCUCUCUCGGCAGCAGAGGCAGCUAUCUUCUUCAACGCCCGGUCAUGACAUCGUUUCUGAGGCCAUCCUCUCAUCAUUUGUUGAACUAUGAAGCACAUUUGCCUAAAUUAUCAUCCUCUAUUGAAACAGCUCAGUGAUGAUGUGUAGCGUCUUUUUGAAGCUGAGGCAGCAAUCUUCUUUAAUGCUUAGUCAUGAAAUUGCUUCUGAUUCCAAGUUCUCUUCAUUCUGUGCGUUGAACUACGAAGUGCAUUUCCCAAAUCAUCAUCCACCAUUGAGAAGCUCAGCGAUGAUUGCGCAGCGUGUUUCGAAAGCAGAGGUUGCCAUCUUCUCAAUUUCUUGGUCAAGAUAAUUAUUCUUUUACAUUUAAUGCAUCUUGUGUCAUGGAAUAUUUUUGCCACUCCUGUCAGACACCUCAGUGGUAAUGUACAUUACCUCUCGGCAGCAUUGGGAGCCAUCUUCUAAAUUUCUUGGUCUUUUUGAUAAUUACUUCACUAAUUUUGCAUUUAAUGCACCUUUUGCUCUGAAACAUGUUGGCCUUGAGCUGCUCCUCUCAGAAAAUUGCUCCAAGGUCUCACCUCAUACUUUGUCAGGUUUGCCACAGUUCAGAUUCAAAAUGAUAUACCGGUAAUUAUGAUAACAAAUUCCAAAUUUUCACCUUCAUUAUACAAUUGCUUACCAUAAUUCUCAACUUGAUAUUUAUGUUGAUCAUCAUUUAAAAGACUAGGUCCUUGUCACAAAGAUAUACAAUCAAUAUUUGCAAUCUAUUGCACUCAUCAGUUUUAUAAUUAAUUAUAUAGUUUGUAAUACAGGGCCUUGAAUUUCAGUCCAGCGAUAUUGAAUACAUCAUGGAAUUUUUAAUAUUCAAGCAAAUUAUGGAAAUAUAUUAUUCACACCUUUGCCACACUUUAUUCUGUUCGAUCAUAUCAUUUCUCAUAUCCCAGUUUGUUCAUGGCUCGAACAGAGUGUGCAUACUCCCAGUAUUAUAUCUCCCUCACUAUAUACACUAUUCAUGUAUAUACAUCUGAAGAUCUGAUUAUAUGAUAUAUUUUCCUUGAUCAUUUUCAUGUUUUUAUGUUUGAAAUUGAAAAUUUGUGAUAGGAAUGUAUACAUGUUACAUUUUUAUGUUCUUGUUUCCCCCUAUGAUUAAAUGAAUUUAUAUUCGCAGUCAUACUUUUUAAUAGAAAUUUUGUGUAGAUCAUGUAUUUUGUUUAUGUAGAUGCAUACAAAUUCAAUGUUUUGUAUAUUUUUUGUUUAUGUUUUUUAUGUAGUGUAAUUUUGUUGCACUCUUUUUUAAUUUUCCUUUUAUAUUGUAUCAAUGAAGCUUUUGAUACAUUCCUUAAAUUGUAUUAUAUCAUGAAAUAUGAAAUCUGUAAAUGUGAAAUAUGAAUGCAAAAAGCAAUGUGAAUUGAAAUGGAUCUCAGAAUAGAGCUAUCCUAUGGUCAUCUCGCUUUUUCAAUUCUUUCAAACAUUUUCAACCCAGUAUACAUUUAAUAAGACUGAAUUUUAUUUUGACUAUUCGUUAACAUCUCAUGAGGAAAAAUUGUUCUGCUUUGUCAGAAUUCCUAGUCAGCACUUAUUAGCCACCUACUCUCCCAUUUUGAGAGGUGAUUGAACAGAAAAACACAUACAUGGUUUGACAUGAAAUAAGAUUUAAUACAAUUAUGCCUUAAAAAUAGAAAAAUUCAUUCAAAGGUAUUUGUUAUCUUUUAUAUAGGAGAAGAAAUACAAUUAUUAAUUAUU